Penicillium alfredii is the source of this 729-nucleotide messenger RNA. RefSeq lists its product as uncharacterized. The coding region runs from base 1 to 729 and encodes 242 amino acids. The transcript is spliced from 2 exons. The record is from RefSeq and is a predicted model, not a curated record. NCBI's taxonomy places the organism in Eukaryota, Fungi, Ascomycota, Eurotiomycetes, Eurotiales, Aspergillaceae.
AUGCGCUUCAUCGAACGACACACAGGCAUCCGCGUGCCUCAUGCUCUCCAUGACGGGAUGACCGAGAAGAGUCCUGUUGGGUUGGGCCCAUUUAUUGUUAUGGAGUACAUCGAGAACGACUCGGAUCUUGUCGAUGCGCUCAAUAUACCUGGUCGCUCAGACGAUGACCGACCAGUCUUGAACCCUGAUAUCGCCGAAGGCAGGCUCCGGUCAGCGUACAGUGAGAUGGCAAACCUACUUCCCCAGAUAGCAAAAUAUUCAUUCAACGAGAUCGGGUGUAUUUCAAACACCGAGGACGAUGAUUUCGAUGAUGACUGGAUCGUCAUACAUCAUCCCUUGACCCUCAACAUGAACGAAUUCGUUCAGCUGGGCGGGUACCUACCCAGAUUUACUUCCCAACCAUACAUCCCAAACGGCAUCUUCCUAUUUCCUGGCACUAGCAGACAUAUAUAUCACGCAUCUGUCUUCAAAACGAAACAACGCGAUUACCUCCGCGGAAAACUGUCGAAGAAAAAUCGACUCCGCCGCCAUGAGCAUGGCCCAUUCAAGCUCUUCUGCGACGACUUCGGCCCCGCGAAUGUGCUCACCAAUUCCGAGCACAACUAUCGUAUUGUCGGGGCCAUCGACCGGGAAUUUUCCUACUGUGCCUCGGCUGAGUUUUUGUAUGAUCCCCCUUCAUGGCUCUUAUUGGAGCGCCCAGAAUACUGGGAGGAGGGAUUGGAGGACUGA